Molecule: messenger RNA, 1890 nt
Organism: Strongylocentrotus purpuratus (purple sea urchin)
Lineage: Eukaryota; Metazoa; Echinodermata; Echinoidea; Camarodonta; Strongylocentrotidae
Gene: map1lc3c
Product: microtubule-associated proteins 1A/1B light chain 3C
Exons: 4
Coding region: 285-692 (135 amino acids)
Biological process (GO): macroautophagy; cellular response to nitrogen starvation; autophagosome assembly
Cellular component (GO): autophagosome membrane; autophagosome; cytosol
Molecular function (GO): ubiquitin protein ligase binding
Source: RefSeq, a predicted model, not a curated record
AGAGAGGUACCAUUGUCCCCGAUCACUCCGCGAAGCCCAGUAUGCACCUACACCACUACUACAUGCACUGAGCUGAUGAUGUGUCGCGAACUGGUACAGUAGUGCAUCUAGCCUAGCCAAAGAAUCCAUACAUGUACACGCACUGCACAGUUCAUUUGUUUACUUCGUGAGGACCUGUUACAUUUGCCGUCUGGACUUUACUGGAGCUAAUACUUGACAAUUUUAACCUGGUUUUACCAGUUUCUAACGUUUCCUCGAGGAUUUUGAAGGUGCACAGCCGCAAUAUGGGAACGGACAAGAAGACAAUCGAGGCGGAGGAGAAGGAUGCAAAAGUGUACAAAUCUUUCAAGCAACGCAAAACAUUUAGUCAAAGGAAAGAGGAGGUUGCAGGCAUCAGGGCGAAAUUUCCAAACAAAGUUCCAGUGAUUGUUGAAAGGUACUACAAAGAGGUUCAGCUUCCACUGCUAGACAAGACAAAGUUUUUAGUCCCACAAGAACUCACAAUGAGCCAAUUUGUUACAAUAAUCAGAAAUCGAAUGCAACUCACAGCCACUCAGGCCUUCUACCUGAUAGUCAACAACAAGAGUCUGGCGAGCAUGUCUACCACUCUAGCAGAGAUCUACAGAGACGAGAAAGAUGAGGAUGGUUUCCUCUACAUGGUGUAUGCUUCCCAGGAGAUGUUUGGUUGCUGAGAGACCGCAUCCGACCAUAGCUCAUCCCGGGAUGAUCACGUUGCUUUCCACUCGCCUUUAUGUCUUAUUCCAAAUAUUUAUGUACUAUUCUAUUUUUCAUCAUUGUAAUUUUUUUGUUCUCCAAUUUUUUGCCUGAAGAUGUGCGGAUGGAGAGAAAAUCUCUUAUGAACACUGAAUGCCAAAGUGCAAAGCGAGCAAGAAAUGUGUGUAUGAAUAUAUAUGUAAUUGUAUCUGUCGUACGUGUAGGUGAAUUAAAGGGGUAUUGCUGGACUUUAAUAAUACAAUAUCAUGCUGGAAAUAGAAAGAGCUAGGUCAUACAAUAUGAAAGCUAAUGAGCGAUAUAACAUCACAGAAAAGAUCAUGAGUACCGGUACGGUACAUGAAGAUGUACAUGUAUGUCUUGUAUGAUCAACUCAUGCAUUGGUAAACUCAUGCUAAGGUACUAUGUAAAUAUGAAUUUUCAAACUUGAUCCUGGCCACCAUGUUUGUAUACCAUUUAGCAUCAUAUGACUAUAACUGUAUUUACUAUAACAUGUAUAUGGAUAUAUACAAGUCCACCAGCUGCUGUAUUAUGACUGCUGUGUGGACGUUGUGCCAAAUGGCCUCUGUGUUGAACAAUUUAUCCAAAAAAUUCAUACUCCACCUACUUUCAACAUGUAUUACCAUUAUGUGUACAACAAUGUCAAAUUUAUUGUUCACUGCAUGUACACAUUGCAAUUUAAAUUGGUAUGCAAGCCAGAAAUAUAGAAAAGGUCAAGCCUAAUCAGCAUUAUAACCAUUUAAACAAGAAAGGUACUGGUAAGUCUGGUAGGUUCUGUAAUUUUCUGUUAUAGCAAGAAUAUGUCUACAUGUAAUGUACAUGUAUGUAUAGGAAAAGGUCAAGUUGUAACCAAUAUGAUAAUUCAGUUAGUGAAGUUUACCGCUUACAUGUAGGCCUGCCUAUAAGUUAGUCAGUUUUGUAGUACAUGUACACUGUAAAUGUACAUGAACGUGAACGUAUAUAGCAGACCUUUUUUCCUUGCUCUGUAAUUCAUGAGAACAUAAAUUUUGACUCUAACAUAAGAAAAGGAUUAGAAAGACACCUGCUCAUGUGCCUUUCUUUUUCUUGACUCUUAAAGGUACUAUUUGAUAUUUUGACAUACCGGUAGUUUGUAUCUAUAGUGCUGGAAAAGAAAAAUAUGAACAAGAAUGUCAGGAA